Oncorhynchus gorbuscha (pink salmon) is the source of this 2715-nucleotide messenger RNA. Its product is annotated as P2Y purinoceptor 13-like. Gene Ontology annotation, biological process: G protein-coupled receptor signaling pathway; negative regulation of adenylate cyclase activity. Gene Ontology annotation, molecular function: G protein-coupled purinergic nucleotide receptor activity. The coding region runs from base 757 to 1797 and encodes 346 amino acids. Gene Ontology annotation, cellular component: membrane. NCBI's taxonomy places the organism in Eukaryota, Metazoa, Chordata, Actinopteri, Salmoniformes, Salmonidae. The record is from RefSeq and is a predicted model, not a curated record. The transcript is spliced from 4 exons.
UUUUUCUUUUCAUUUUGAGUGAAGACUGCUGAGUUUUACUCUUCAUAUUGAGUGAAGACUGCUGAGUUUUUCUUUUCAUUUUGAGUGAAGACUGCUGAGUUUUUCUUUUCAUAUUGAGUGAAGACUGCUGAGUUUUUCUUUUCAUUUUGAGUGAAGACUGCUGAGUUUUACUCUUCAUAUUGAGUGAAGACUGCUGAGUUUUACUCUUCAUAUUGAGUGUUGCCUGUGAAUUUCACAUCUUCAACAUUAAAACUUCAAUCAAGGGAGGGUAAGGACAUUUUCAUUUAUGCAUUUAAUGUAAUUUAUGAUUAUGUUUGACAGUGUAUAACAAUUCUGCAUAACAAUUGAAUAUUUUUUUAUGUCACAGGGAAGAGUAUACAUUCAAGCAUUUCAAUUUAGUUUUUCGUUUAAUGUCCUACGUCACAGCACGUUCUUCUUGAGCUGUCCAAAUCAGACUGAAUAAAUGCAGAUUCAUGUAGGGACAUCAAGUGUAUUUUCAGGAAUUUGGCUCAAAUCUCUCAUCAAGUUGUAGAAACAUAUUUUUAAAGGGAUACAGCCUAUAGACCCCUGAAUGGAUCCAACUUUGAAAAUGUGCCUCGGUUGCCAUGGCACCUGUUACUGCACUGAAUGUGAUUCUAAGCUGUUUAGACUCCUUAUGUAAAGCGGAAGGCCAAGCGGAUACAGAGACAGACGGACGGACGGACGGGCGGACAGACGGACGGACAGACAGGUGGAGAUUUACUUCUGGGCGUGAGGAUGAACAGCAGCCAAUCAAACCUGUCUCUGAAGUGUGUGCGUGACACCAGUGUGACGGCGGUGGUCUUCCCCUGUCUCUACAGCGCCCUCUUCCUGUUUGCGCUGGUGCUCAACUGCCUGGCUGCAUGGAUCUUCUUCAACAUCCGUAGCACCACCACCUUCGUGGUCUACCUGAAGAACGUAGUGGUGGCGGACCUGCUGAUGACUUUGUCCAUCCCGUUGAAGGUCCUCGCGGACGCAGACGUGGGCUCCUGGCGUCUGCGUGCGUUCUACUGUCGCUACUCCGCCGUCCUCUUCUACACCACCAUGUACAUCAGCAUCCUGCUCCUGGGGCUCAUCAGCCUGGACCGCUACCUCAAGAUAGUCAGGCCCUUUGGGAAGUGCGCCCUCCAGAGGGUCGGGGUGGGACAGGCCUUGAGUGCGGCCGUCUGGGCUGUGAUGGUGUCUCUGGCUCUGCCCAAUGCCAUUCUGAGUGACCGCACACCGCUGUUCUCUGGUGGCCGGCUGAAGUGUACCUCUCUAAAGGGUCAGGCCGGCAUGCUGUGGCACGAGGGCUUCAACUACUUCUGCCAAGUGGUGUUUUGGGGAACGCUGGCUCUGAUGCUGCUGUGUUAUACGUUCAUCAGUCGUAAAGUCUACGAGUCCUACAAAGCCUCGCGUAGUGGCUCCAAAGCGGCCAGCCGUAGGACGAAGGCCAAAGUCUUUGUGGUGGUGGGGGUGUUUUUCGUUUGUUUCGCCCCUUUUCAUUUCGCCAGGGUGCCCUACACUCUCACCCAGACCCGAAACAUAGACAACCACUGUCGGGCGCAAAACGCACUCUACGUUGCCAAGGAGACCACUCUCUGGCUGUCUGCCACUAACGUGUGUCUGGACCCGCUGAUCUAUGUGUUCCUGUGCAGGGUGUUCCGGAAAAGAUUGACUGCCACACUCAACCGCAAGCCCCUCCCCCAGGGCGGUUUGGAGUCGCCCACAGCAACCUCCACUCAGCUGGAGAUGUCUCAGAUAGUACAUAACAGAAUGUUGGAUGUCAGUUCGGCCUAGAAGCACAUCGGGCAUGUUUUUUUUCAGCUCUAUUAAAUUGUAAAUAUAUUUCGGCAAGAUGUUAACCCCUGGACAGGUUGUGACCAGAGUAAAGCCCUCAAAUCAUUUCUGGAUAAGUGGCUCUGUUACUAAGACAGAGUUGCAGGUCUAAUAGGCUAUAUAAACAGCAGUGUUCCCACAUGACCUCUGUGAUAGCCCAUGUGUAACGAGUAUUUUGAAACAAAAUGGCUGGUGUUACAUCAGAUAACUGCAGCAGGGCUUUCUAAAUAUCAUCACCAGACACAAGAGUCAACCCAGGCUAAUGUGUCGGUCUCUAAUGAUCGCAAAGUCAUCCUGUCUUUUUUUCUCAGCGUAAUUUACUGUCAGCUCUCACUUCCCUUUUCCUAAUCUUCUCCAAAAAACACUUUCCUUCUUCUUCAUUUCACCAGAAAGGAAAACAACUCGACUGAGUGCUUUUAGAUAAUGUGAGUGUGACGAUGUAACAUACACGCUUACGAAAUGGUAUGUUGUUUGUGUGUAUAGUAUAGGGUGAUGCAGUUUUUACAUGUUGUUGGAAAGCAAGACAAAAGCACAGUUUCUCAGACAUCUCAUGCAAAUACACUACAUGUACAAAAAUAUGUGGACACCCCUUCAAAUUAAUAGAUUCAGCUAUUUCAGCCAGACCCGUUGCUGACAGCCAUGCAUUCUCCAUAGACAAACAUUGGCAGUGGGAUGGCCUUACUGAAGAGCUCAGUGAUUUUCAAAGUGGCACCGUCAUAGGAGGCCACCUUUCCAAAAAAUCAGUUCGUUAAGUUUCUGCCCUGCUAGAGCUGCCCCGGUCUACUGUAAAUGCUGUUAUUGUGAAGUGGAAAUGUCUAGAAGCAACAACGGCUCAGCUGCGAAGUGGUAGGCCACACAAGCUUACAGAGUGGGACCGCC